This is a messenger RNA of Chara braunii, 1687 nucleotides long. Lineage: Eukaryota; Viridiplantae; Streptophyta; Charophyceae; Charales; Characeae. The record is from the annotation of a GenBank genome assembly.
ACAUUGUCAUCCGUGGAGUGUGGUCAACGAGGUCGGUGCAGGGUCGUCGCACGGUCGAUGGUGUGCCCAACCCGCAGCAUAUCAUCUGCAACGACCUUCAACGACGGUCGUUGUCGUUAGUGAGAAAGCGUCAAAGACUGACGCUUUUUUUUUUCAUAGYCGUUCUCGUCACAUUGUUUUCUGUAGCAUCCAUAGCUGUUCUGGUCACCRCCCUGUUCCUGUUCUGCUGUUGCAUUGUUGUCGUCGUCCUCCUCUCACACGUGCGCAAGUGAGCUUGCAGGCCGAUGGAUCAACARCGGUGCCUCUCCCAAUCGCACRGAAUGCCGCCGUCAAGGGCGCAGUCUUCCUUCGAAGAUCUGCUUGGGUCUUCCACCGAUGAACGCCAUUCGGCUGCAAUGGGCCAGGUCCCUCGGGAGUAUUCGUCCGUGCCUUGGGGGUCUAUGCUCACCACCUCCCUCCCUCCACCCCCCACUUGGAGGAACAAUCCCGCAGCGCAAGCGUUCGUGCACUCCAACAUUGCGUCUUCGAUUCCCGCUCCGCCAAUGAUGCCCUUCAGUGGCUAUGGCGUCCCUGGGGUGGAUGGGAAUGUUGGCCAUGGCGGGACGGCAUACUAUCAGCCGUCCCGUGCACAUUUUCGCGCUUCAGUGCCGGCUGUUGAUGGUGCAAGUGCGGGGCCACGGGGUUUGAAUGUCCGCAACGAUGCACCGGCUGUGAGCUCAGCACGUGGAACACGCAGCAUGGACUGCAACUCGCCCGCCAUGGCAACUGAGCACAUGGAAGAAGCGGCAGCCCCUCUGGCACAUGCACAAGGUCCUCCUGUGCAAGCAUCGGCCGUCGAUCUAUCGGCUGCUGAAGAGUGCGGCGAUGGCCCAGAUUUGACAACGGACAGUCCGCCAGACGAGAGCGGUGGACGRAAGCCUCCAGCGAAACCAUCUAGGAAAGCAUCUCAGCCAUGGUCGCCGGAUGAGCAGAUCUCUCUAGCGCGGCUAUUUGGAGAAGAUGACGCCCUCUGCGCAAGAGCUUCUGGUCCUCAUAAGUGUUUGAAGAGGGGGGAACGUCUUGAAUGGAUCUCAAAAUGCUUGGGGGAGGAGGGGUACAGACGAAGCGGUGAAGACUGUAGAAAAAAAUGGGCGUCUUUGUUGGAAAAGGUGAAGGAGAUCGCRGACAAGUGCGACAGAUCGGGCAAGCAGACAUAUUGGGAUCUCACCACGGAGAAGCGAAGGGAACUGGGUUCUUCCGUGGAUGACGUGGCAUCCGGGAGGAGCGGGGGUGGUGAAGGGAGUGCAGGGGCGAUUGGUGGGAAGAGGAACGUUCGAGAUCCGUCUGAUGGUUCUGAUGGUGGCACGAAGACAAGGAGGACAGGAUCCGGCAAGGUCAGGGGAAAUGGGGACGAUGAAUCCAGCUCAUUAGUAUCGAAGGCAAUGGAGGAGUCGACGCGCGCAUACUGUGAUGGACUGCAGCAAGCUGCAUCGACUUUGGCCAAGGCAAGCACGAAGGGUGCGGAGAUAGUCGGUGUACGGAUAGGGGAGAUGGCAGGGAAGAUUGGUGCUGUCGCUGAUGCAAUGGUGGGAUCAAAUGACGUGCUCUCGCAACUGGUCGGGGUUUUGGCAGGUCGGAGGCAAGGAACCCGAAGGGGGGAAUGGGCGGGCGAUGAAUCUCCUUAGCAUCGGAUGUAGCUUGGACGAUC